GUUGCCAGGUCGGCUUCCCGGGCCUUGCCGGAGCGCCGCCGCAGAGGAUCCCUGGCCGUCCCGGAAAUGCUUUCGGCUAGCGCCAACAUGGCUGCGGCCCUGCGGGCUGCGGGCGCUCUGCUCCGCGAGCCGCUGGUUCAUGGCAACUCGAGGGCCUGUCAACCAUGGAGGUACCAGUCGGGUGCUGCGGUAGCAGCCACUACAGAGAAAGUGCACCAUGCCAAAACCUCGAAGCCCCAAGCUCAACCGGAAAGGAGGAAGCCCAAAACUGGCAUAUUAAUGUUAAACAUGGGAGGCCCCGAAACCCUUGGAGAAGUUCAAGACUUCCUUCAGAGGCUCUUCCUGGACCGAGACCUCAUGACACUUCCCAUUCAAAAUAAGCUGGCACCAUUCAUCGCUAAACGCCGAACCCCCAAAAUUCAAGAGCAGUAUCGCAGAAUCGGAGGUGGAUCCCCCAUCAAGAUGUGGACUUCCAAACAAGGAGAAGGCAUGGUGAAGCUGCUGGAUGAGCUGUCCCCUGACACAGCACCUCACAAAUACUAUAUUGGAUUCCGGUACGUCCAUCCCUUGACAGAAGAGGCAAUUGAAGAGAUGGAGAGAGAUGGGCUAGAAAGGGCCAUUGCUUUCACACAGUAUCCACAGUAUAGCUGCUCCACCACAGGCAGCAGCUUAAAUGCCAUUUACAGAUACUAUAACGAGGUGGGAAGGAAGCCCACCAUGAAGUGGAGCACAAUCGACAGGUGGCCCACACAUCCCCUCCUCAUCCAGUGCUUUGCAGACCACAUUCUGAAAGAACUGAACCAUUUUCCAGAGGAGAAGAGAAGCGAGGUGGUCAUUCUGUUUUCUGCCCACUCCCUGCCGAUGUCUGUUGUCAACAGAGGGGACCCCUAUCCCCAAGAGGUAGGAGCCACUGUCCACAAAGUCAUGGAAGAGCUGGGUUACCCCAACCCCUACCGACUGGUUUGGCAAUCCAAGGUUGGUCCUGUGCCCUGGUUGGGCCCUCAAACGGAUGAGGCUAUCAAAGGGCUUUGUGAGCGGGGGAGGAAGAACAUCCUCUUGGUUCCGAUAGCAUUUACCAGUGAUCACAUUGAGACACUCUAUGAACUGGAUAUUGAAUACUCUCAAGUGUUAGCUCAGAAGUGUGGAGCUGAAAACAUCAGAAGAGCGGAGUCUCUUAAUGGAAAUCCAUUGUUCUCCAAGGCCCUUGCUGAUCUAGUACACUCCCACAUCCAGUCAAAGAAGCUGUGCUCCACGCAGUUGAGUCUGAGCUGUCCACUCUGUGUAAAUCCUGUCUGCAGGAAGACUAAAUCCUUCUUCACCAGCCAACAGCUGUGACCCUGUCUGAGGACCCGUGGGAUUCGCAGAUGUACAGCCUCCAGACACCUCUGAUGGGGACGAUGGGGAUGGAAGCCACAUUUGGGCACAGUCUACGAUUUCUCUCUUGCCUAUGUUUUAUUUUGUUUUACUUUAUUUUAGUUCUUACUUCUCUAUGUAGGCCAAACUGGCCUCCAGUGUGCCUCCUGCUCCCAUUUCCCAACUGCUAGCUAGCAUCACAGACAGACAAAAUUGUGUUCCUUGGAGAAUGGGCUCAAAAUUCUUACUGAGAUUUCUAUUUUCAUAUACACGUGCAGUGAACACUUACAACCCUUUCUGGGGUCAAUUUAUGAGUGUAGAAUAUCUAUCUACUGGGACAUCCUAGGAAUGAGAUUUACGUUUUUAUCUUAUGAGAUACACACAGAUUCUGCACUUAUUACCCAAAACAACUCCCUAAAAUAGUAUGGUGUGUUUCCUCUAUGUGCUACCAGUGGUGACUGAGAUGUUUAUAGUCUUAUGGAUAUAGCUAUAACUUAAGUGACUAUGGUAAACUUAUGAAAUAUAAUUUGUAAAAGAAUUAGUCUGAGUGCUUAGCUUCAGAUUGUGUGCUUGCCCUGUAAGGCUCCUACUUUGAUAGCCAGCACUAAACACAAAUAUGUUACCUGCUCUUUCCCUAAGUCCAUGGGUCCAGGAAUACGAGUGAGUGGGAGUGGUCCCCUGUCACUGCUUCUGUUGGCAGUGCAGCCGCCAUCCACUGGGCACUGUGGCUUCUGUGGCAGAGUCUCAUCUUCCUCCCUGGAAACUGAGACAAGUGCGUGUUUCAAGAGCGCUGAGAUCCCCAGGCGUAUGCCCUAAUAAACGUGUGGAAGUUCAGUC
This is a messenger RNA of Arvicanthis niloticus (Nile rat), 2190 nucleotides long. It is a transcript of the gene Fech, whose product is annotated as ferrochelatase. The record is from RefSeq and is a predicted model, not a curated record. Gene Ontology annotation, biological process: heme biosynthetic process. Gene Ontology annotation, molecular function: protoporphyrin ferrochelatase activity. Lineage: Eukaryota; Metazoa; Chordata; Mammalia; Rodentia; Muridae. Gene Ontology annotation, cellular component: mitochondrion.